CGGAUGGUGUUUCAGUAGGCAAUGGCUCGAUUCUGCUGCGCCUGUUCUCCACAAUCUUCUCCUCUCACUUUCAUCCCGAAAUCCUCCUCCAAUUUCCGCGCAUUUACAUGCUCUGCAACUCGUCUUCUCUCUAUCCGCACCCCCUCUCGUCGCCCUCUGUCUCUCAUCGCCACUCUUGCCACCGUUCAUUCCGCUGAAGCUUCUGGCGUUGACAGCCGUGAUAAGAAGCUUUUGCUUGAAGUCAAAGAUCUGACGGCUGUGAUUUCCGAAUCCAAGCAGCAAAUACUCAAGGGAGUAAACCUCGUCGUCUACGAAGGUGAGGUCCAUGCAGUCAUGGGGAAGAAUGGUUCUGGGAAGAGCACAUUUUCAAAGGUUCUUGUUGGUCAUCCAGAUUAUGAAGUUACAGGGGGCACUGUUGUGUUUAAAGGGGAGAACUUGCUUGACAUGGAUCCAGAGGAAAGGGCUCUUGCUGGGCUUUUUAUGAGCUUCCAGUCCCCAGUAGAGAUCCCAGGUGUGAGCAAUAUUGACUUCCUAAAUAUGGCAUACAAUGCUCAAAGAAGAAAACUUGGCCUUCCGGAGCUUGGACCAAUUGAGUUUUAUGGCUACAUAUCCCCUAAGCUUGACAUUGUGAACAUGAAGAUAGACUUUUUAAAUAGGAAUGUUAAUGAAGGAUUUAGUGGUGGUGAAAGGAAGCGCAAUGAAAUCUUGCAGCUUGCAGUCCUGGGGGCAGAUUUGGCAAUAUUAGAUGAAAUUGAUUCUGGUUUAGAUAUUGAUGCACUCAAAGAUGUGGCAAAAGCAGUGAAUGGGCUUUUGACUCCGGUGAACUCUGUUUUGAUCAUCACUCAUUAUCUGCGACUUUUGGAAUUUAUAAAGCCCACAUAUAUACAUGUUAUGGAGGAUGGGAGAAUCGUAAAGACAGGAGAUAUCUCAAUAGCAAAAGUUCUUGAGGAGGAGGGGUAUAAAGCAAUUUCUGAGGCCCAACUGUAAACUGGCAGAUAUUCUUCAAGUGGUAUUCUGAGAAUGGCAGCAGGUUGCUUCUCAACUCGUAAGAAGAAUAAUUUUCUGUAUGUCUGUCUAAAUUAUCGUUUUGUAUUCUAAGUUAUUCAGAAUGAGCAUCUAUAUGCUUGGGCCUUGGUUUUUUUACCUUUAAUUUAAGCCUGUUUCUCAAUUUAA
Vitis riparia (riverbank grape) is the source of this 1173-nucleotide messenger RNA. Its product is annotated as ABC transporter I family member 6, chloroplastic. Bases 22 to 987 code for a protein of 321 amino acids. Gene Ontology annotation, molecular function: ATP hydrolysis activity; ATP binding. NCBI's taxonomy places the organism in Eukaryota, Viridiplantae, Streptophyta, Magnoliopsida, Vitales, Vitaceae. The transcript has 7 exons. The record is from RefSeq and is a predicted model, not a curated record.